Molecule: messenger RNA, 924 nt
Organism: Vicia faba (fava bean)
Lineage: Eukaryota; Viridiplantae; Streptophyta; Magnoliopsida; Fabales; Fabaceae
Source: the annotation of a GenBank genome assembly
AUGCCGGAGCUACCAGAGGUAGAGGCGGCGAGGAAGGCGGUGGAAGAGAACUGUACCGGGAAAAAGAUAACCAAAUGCAUAGUCGCCGAUGAUUCAAAAGUCAUCGACAGUGUUUCUCACUCCGAAUUCGAAGCUUCCGUCAUCGGAAAAACCAUUGUCGCAGCUCGCCGGAAGGGCAAGAACAUGUGGCUUCAGCUCGAUUCUCCACCUUUUCCUUCCUUCCAAUUCGGUAUGGCUGGUGCAAUAUACAUCAAGGGAGUUGCAGUAACAAAGUACAAAAGGUCUGCUGUAAAUGAUGAGGACGAAUGGCCUUCCAAAUAUUCAAAGUUUUUUAUUCAGCUAGAUGAUGGUUUGGAGAUAUCCUUCACUGACAAAAGGAGAUUUGCUAAAGUUCGCCUGCUCAAAGAUCCGACAUCAGUGCCUCCCAUAUCUGAGCUUGGUCCUGAUGCACUCUUUGAACCCAUGACACUUGACGAAUUCACUGGGCGUUUGCACAAGAAGAAAACUGAAAUCAAGGCUUUAUUACUAGAUCAAAGCUAUAUUUCAGGUAUUGGAAAUUGGGUUGCAGAUGAAGUACUUUACCAAGCAAGGAUUCAUCCACAGCAGACAGCUUCUAGCUUGUCGGGAGAAAACUGCUCAACUUUGUAUGAGUGCAUUAAAGAGGUUAUUCAAUUUGCGGUUGGAGUUGAUGCUGACUGUAGCCGUUUUCCCCUUGAAUGGUUAUUGAAAAAGCAGUUGAAGUUGGAGCAGAUAGUAGUCAAUAUCCCACUAAUUGGAUAUUUCAUUUUCGUGAAAAGAAGCCCCGGCAAAGCUUUUGUUGACGGGAAAGAAAUUGACUUCAUCACUGCAGGUGGCAGGACAACUGCGUACGUGCCAGAGCUGCAAAAGCUAAGUGGACCACAAAAGUUAAAAGAAAACUGGUAA